Molecule: messenger RNA, 2132 nt
Organism: Rubroshorea leprosula
Lineage: Eukaryota; Viridiplantae; Streptophyta; Magnoliopsida; Malvales; Dipterocarpaceae
Source: the annotation of a GenBank genome assembly
AUAAAGGAGAAAUGACUUUUGCGGUCUUGGUCAAUUAGUCAAGGUGAGAUUGCAGUUCCAAUUUUCCAUUAGAAGGUGCCACGGGUUAAGUGGCUUACUUAGUAAUUACUUGGUCUAUUAGGUUAACUUUGGGAUUGCUGUGAACUUGCUGAAAAUCAAAGGAGUAUCAUGCUCAAUCUGCCUCAAUUGCUCAAAGCUUCAUCUUCACCAUGGGAUGUCACCAAGGAGCCAAACCCAUGUUUAUGGCAAGGAGUCACAUGCAGCGGCCCCCCAAACAACAGCUCCAUAAUCUCACUUUCUUUAUCUGGGUUUGGUCUCUCUAGCUCUAACUUUCUGAGUGAGGUGUGCAAGAUUGAUUCUUUGCAGUAUCUGGACCUGUCCAACAACAGUUUGACAAGUAUUUCAGAUGGGUUCUUCGAUGGUUGUCGAGGGAUUGUUGGGUUGAAGAUGUUGGAUUUUAGCAGUUACAGGUUGGUUGGUCCCUUGCCUGCUUUUCAAAAUUUUGUCGGACUUGAAAUCUUGGAUAUGUCUUUUAAUUUUUUUACCAAAGAGAUUAAUUCACAGUUGAGUCAGUUGGUUUCACUCAAAAUUUUGAAUCUUAGUACCAAUAAAUUCACCGGGUCUGUUCCUACUCAGCUAGGGAAAUCUUUUCGUUUGGAACAACUUCAGCUGUCUAAGAAUUUGUUCCAUGGGGAAAUUCCUGGAGAAGUGCUGACAUAUAAGAAUUUAACCCUUAUUGAUCUUAGUGUUAAUAAUCUCACUGGAACCAUUCCUGUAGCUAUUGAUAGCCUAUCCAAGCUGCAAUUCUUGGUUCUGUCAUCCAAUGGAUUGAGUGGAGAAAUCCCAAAAUCCAUUUCAAAUAUCACCACCCUGCAGCGGUUUGCAGCUAAUCUGAACAAUUUUGUUGGUGAAGUUCCUGUUGGGAUUACAAGAUAUAUCAAAAUUUUAGACCUUAGCUAUAAUAGGUUAUCUGGGUUGAUUCCAUCUGACCUUUUGUCACAGUCAAGUUUGCAGCACAUGGAUUUAUCUAAUAAUUUGUUACGUGGAAAAAUACCCGAAGGUGUGUCUUCCAGGAGCUUGGUAAGGCUGAGAUUGGGAAACAACUCACUUAGCGGCUCAAUCCCUGCAAAGCUGGCAACACUUCAGAACUUGGUUUACUUGGAGCUGGAAAACAAUAAAUUUUCUGGGCCCAUUCCUCCGGAAUUGGGUGACUGCCAGAAUUUGUCGCUAUUGAACUUGGCUCAGAAUGAUAUAACUGGGACACUGCCAGUGGAACUGGGCCGUUUAACCAAGCUUCAAGUUAUGAAGCUUCAGCAAAACGAGUUGGGUGGGCAAAUCCCACCUGAGAUUACAUGGUUACAGAGUCUGGGAGUACUCAACCUCAGCGGUAAUAAUCUUACUGGUUCAAUUCCAUCUUCAAUUUCAAAUAUGACGAAACUCACAAACAUGAACCUACGGAGCAACAAUCUUGUUGGUUCAAUCCCCGUCACUGUUGGAGACUUGAAUUUUCUGUUAGAACUCAACCUUGGAGGAAAUAAACUAAGUGGGAGUAUUCCUAGAAUGCCACCAAAGUUGCAGAUUGUUUUGAAUCUCAGCAGCAACCUCUUUCAAGGACCUAUUCCAGCCACUCUUUCUCAACUGACGAGCUUGGAAGUUUUGGAUCUCUCAAACAACAGAUUCUCGGGCAAGGUUCCUGAUUCCCUGCUUGGAUUGGUGUCGCUAACGCAGCUCAUACUCUCCAAUAAUCAGCUCUCUGGGGUUCUUCCUCAGUUCAACGAGUAUGUUUUGGUCAACGCAAGUGGAAAUCCAGAUCUAAUAAUAAUAAAUAAUGCGCCACCACCGAACACUUCCCCUGAAUCGGAGAAGAAAGCAUCGGUGACUUGGACGAUUGUUGUUGGAGUUGAGGCCUUCAUCUGCCUCCUCUUUGGCUUCUUGUGUCUGUUUUUCCAUUUCCUCUUCCAAGAUAAAUCAGAGGGGAACCAGAGAAGAAACCGUAUCAUAACUUUUUUUACUUUUUUCUUAAGUUGGGUGCAACGAAUUCCAUGGCCGUAGAAUUUAGAAUAAGAGACCGCCGCUCACGACAUGUAGACACAUUGAUCUUUUGUAUGCUAAAAUAACUAACUAUUUUUUUU